Messenger RNA from Salmo salar (Atlantic salmon), 7174 nucleotides. It is a transcript of the gene cntnap3, whose product is annotated as contactin associated protein family member 3. Lineage: Eukaryota; Metazoa; Chordata; Actinopteri; Salmoniformes; Salmonidae. The record is from RefSeq and is a predicted model, not a curated record.
CUCUCUCAACUGUUCCUCCUCGAGUCGGAACCAGUCGCAUGGCGUGGGCAGAACACUUCACAGAGCGGACGCACAGGCAGCACAGCGAGAGGCACACGCAAAUCAUUUACCGAGCUAGAGGAGGACAGGAAUGGUCGCUCUCCUCCGGCAGCAUCAUUUCGUUUUGAACAUGGAUUUGAGGAUCAGAAAACACAGUGGAAUGAUUUUACAGCUCGCCGUCCUUCUCUGGUGUUCACAUGGGGCAAUUGGAAAAGACAGCUGUGAUGGCCCACUGGUGUCCAACCUGCCCCAGUCCUCCUUCAGAAGCUCCUCACAGUUAUCCAACAGCCAUGGACCCGGCUUCGCUAAAGUCAACAGGAGAGAUGGUGCUGGAGGCUGGGCUCCUGUGGAGUCUAAUAAGUACCAGUGGUUGGAGGUGGACCUGGGGGAGCGGACAGAGAUCACAGCCGUGGCCACGCAGGGUCGCUACGGCAGCUCAGACUGGGUCUCCUCCUUCCUCCUCAUGUUCAGCGACACGGGCUGCAACUGGAAACAGUACCGCCAGGAGGACAACAUCCGGGCGUUCACAGGGAACAGUAAUGCAGACAGUGUGGUGCAGUUUAAACUGCAGCAGGCAGUCUUCGCCAGGUUCCUGCGGUUACUUCCUCUAGAUUGGAACCCCAACGGGAGGAUAGGCCUGAGACUGGAAGCCUAUGGAUGCCCUUACAAGUCUGACGUGGCAAGGUUUGACGGCAGCAGCUGCUUGCUCUACAGGUUCAGCCCUAACCCAACACCAAGUCAAACAGCCAAAGACACCAUCUCUUUGAAGUUCAAAACCCUGCAGAACUCUGGGACCUUGAUACACACAGAGGGACAAGAUGAUCACACUCUCACGCUGGAGUUACACAAAGGAAAACUUUUACUCCAUCUCAGAAAAGGUAAAAGUGUCUCUCCUGGUCCUGAGAGCCACAUGGUCGUGUCACUGGGUAGUCUUCUAGAUGACCAGCACUGGCACGACGUAGCCAUCGUGCGCUUUAGUGGCCACCUCAACUUCACUGUGGACAAAAGCUCUCAGCAAAUCCAGGUUCCUGCAGAACUCAGUCCUUCCGAGAUAAACGAGAUUAGCUAUGGUGGCGUCCAGUGCCAUGGAAGUCAGAGGGUUAUGUCCAGGAGGAACUUCCAUGGGUGCCUUGAGAACCUGCUCUGGAACGAUAUGAACAUGAUAGAUCUGGCCAAACAGCAACAGCAGGUCUCCAUCACGGGCAAUGUGACCUUUACAUGUGCUGAGCCAGUCUCUGUCCCCGUGACGUUCGCCGGCGCGCAGAGUUUCCUCCAGUUGCCAGGGGCAGCGCAGCAGCAGAGAGACGGCGGCGGGGUUGCCGUGGCGGCGGUUGGCGUGGCGAUCAGCCUGCAGUUCCGGACCUGGAACAGAGCGGGCCUUCUGUUAACCUUUGACCUCCAGCAGCAGGCGGGGAGCCUGUGGCUCUACCUGAGUGAGGCCAGAGUCAGGCUGCAGAUACACAAGGCUGGAAGAUACACAAUCCUAGUGGACGUCACUGCAGGAUUUGGUCUGAACGAUGGCCAGUGGCAUUCAGUAGACCUAACUGCAAGGAGAGGUCAUCUGACCAUCACUGUGGAUAAAGAGGAAGACUCCACGGCUCAUGCCAGCCCAUCUUUCCCCGUGGUAUCAGGAAACAACCUCUUCUUUGGAGGUUGCCCGGACAGUGAGAAUAACCAGGAGUGCAGAAACCCCUUCAAUGUGUUCCAAGGCUGUAUGAGACACAUCCAUGUGGAUAACAAUGCUGUGGAUCUGAUCAAGGUACAACAGAUGCUGAUAGGAAACUACAGCGAUCUCCAAAUCGACAUGUGUGGAAUCAUCGACAGAUGCUCUCCAAGCCAUUGCGAACAUGGGGGGAGAUGUACCCAGUCUUGGAGUACCUUCCAUUGCAACUGUUCGAACACGGGCUACAGUGGAGCAACAUGUCACAGCUCUGUCUAUGAGAAGUCAUGUGAAGCGUAUAAACACCAGGGUAACACAUCAGGCUUGUAUUACAUAGAUGUGGACGGAAGUGGUCCGAUCAAGUCACAGCUGAUCUACUGCAACAUGACAGAUAAAACAUGGCUGGUGAUCCAACACAAUAACACGGAGCUAACCAAAUUAAAGGCCUCCUCUGGGAUAAAUCAGCAUUUAGCCUAUUUUAACUAUUCUGCCGACGCGGAACAGCUCUGGGCCAUAAUUACCCAGGCAGAGCACUGCGAGCAGGAAGUCCUCUACCACUGCAGAAAGUCACUCCUCUUAAACACACCAGAUGGAUCUCCGUUCACCUGGUGGGUGGGUCGUACAGAUGAGCCACAGACGUACUGGGGCGGGGCGGUACCAGGGAGCCAGCAGUGUGGCUGCGGUCUUCAGGGGAACUGCAUCGACUCAGACCACUACUGCAACUGUGACGCUGACCGCAAAGAAUGGGCGACUGACUCUGGUCUGCUCACCCAUAAGGAGAAUCUGCCGGUCAGAUGGGUGGUUGUUGGGGAUAUACAGAGACCUGGAUCAGAGGCAGCCUAUAAAGUCGGACCACUCAGGUGUCAUGGCGACAAGAACUUCUGGAACGCAGCGUUUUUCAACAAAGAGACGUCGUAUCUGCACUUCCCCACGUUCCACGGAGAGCUGAGUGCAGACAUCUCCUUCCUGUUCAAAACCACCGCCGCUUCAGGAGUCUUCCUGGAAAACCUGGGCAUCAAAGACUUCAUACGGGUGGAACUCAGCUCGCCAACAGAGGUGGUCUUCUCGUUUGACGUGGGUAACGGCCCCUUUGAAGUGCGGGUGGAGACAGGCGAUGUGGCACUAAACGACGACAGGUGGCACCGUGUUCGAGCAGAGCGGAAUGUAAAAGAGGCUUCGCUGCGUGUGGACGCUUUCCCCAACGCCACACAGAAGGCCCCCGCCGACGGUCACAUCCAUCUGCAGCUCAACAGCCAGUUAUUUGUAGGUGGCACAGCCUCCAGAAUGAAAGGCUUCCUGGGGUGUAUCCGCUCGCUGCAGCUGAAUGGGAGGACACUGGACCUGGAGGAGAGGGCUAAGAUCACGCCCGGGGUGAGGCCGGGCUGCCCGGGACACUGCAGCAGCUACGGGGAGCUGUGCCAGAACCAAGGGAGGUGCGUGGAGAUGUACAACGGCUUCUCCUGCGACUGUGGCCUCUCAGCCUACGCAGGCCCCUUCUGCCAGAGAGAGGUCUCGGCUGACUUCAAACCCGGGACAUCGGUCCAGUACACAUUCAAGGAGCCAUAUGAGCUGAACAGGAACACCAGCACCCAGUCCUCCUCCAUUUACUCUGACCUCAAGCUACGGGGAGAGAACGUGUCAUUCAGCUUCCGUAGCACCCAGAGCCCGGCGCUGCUCCUCUACGUCAGCUCCUACUAUAGAGAGUACCUGGCUGUGCUACUCAAUAGGAACGGUUACCUGGACGUUAAAUACAAACUGCAGAACAGUAGAGAUGCUGAGGUGUUCGGUACCAGCGUUAGGAACCUGGCCGACGGACAACUUCACAGAGUCUCCAUCAGGAGGCUUUCAGAGACUGUCAGUGUUCAGAUUGACCAGCACGAAAGGGAAGACUUCAAUCUCACAUCUGAUGCAGAAUUCAAUGCUAUCAAGUCAGUUGUCCUGGGGAAAGUGCAUGAGUCUGGUGAGUUGGAUCCAGAGAUUGCCAGGCUGAACUCCCAGGGUUUCAGUGGCUGUCUGUCGGUGGUACAGUUUAACUCCGUAGCCCCACUGAAGGCAGCGCUGCUCUACCCCAACACCAGCCCAGUUAUAGUGAUUGGAUCCCUAGCAGAGUCCACCUGUGGCUCCUCAUCUCCAGCCAAUCCCUACCCAGCUGAAACUACACACUCCCUAUCAGAUCAUUUAGGUACAGUAGGUACUGGUGAGCCUAUAGUCAAUGCAAUCAAGAGUGACUCUGCAUUGAUUGGAGGUGUGAUUGCUGUGGUGAUAUUUGUGAUUCUGUCUGCGUUAGCAAUAAUGGCAAGGUUCCUGUAUCGACGGAAAGAGACAUUCCACACCCAAGAACCCCAAGGAAUCAAACCUGAGGCCGACAGUCCUGAAUACCCUUUCCACAGCGAGCCCACCUCACAGAACAUACUAAGUGAAAACCAAAAGGAGUAUUUCAUAUAGGUCCAACUAUCCACCUCUCGAUCUUCUCGAUGUUGGACUAAUCCAGUGAAUCUGAUUAAGGAAGCACAUGCCUUGCCAAGCCCUAGAAACGUUAAUUACAUUCACAGUACGUUACACACACAGUACAUGCAGUAAAAGACCAUCAGCAACUGUCAAAACAAGAUGGCUGACCAUGAUUUGAAGAAGACAACAAAUAAUCUGUAAAUGCAUCCAUGUAUUGUGGUUUCAAGUAGUUACCACAGCCACAAAACCAAAAUGGGCUAUAUUGUAAACAAUAAUGGAAACUAAAGUUUUCUUUUCGGUCUUAAUUUAAGGUUAGGGUUAGACAUAAGGUUAGCAGUGUGGUUAAGGAUUGGGUUAAGGUUAGGGUUAGGUUUGAAAUCAUAUUUUAGAGAAAUUGUAGCAAUAGACUGGGUUUUUGACUUUGUGGCUGUAGUAACUAGUGAUGACCACAUAUUGUUUACUGUUUUUUGUACACACUGUUUGUACUGGUAAUAUGACACAAGUGUAGAUGAUAGACUUUGAAAGGUGUUGAUAACUGUCAUUCAUGGGAGUGUAAAUAUUCUUUAAAAAUGUAAAUGUUGAAUUAAUUCAUGUCUUUAUAACAAUCGCUGUCUAAUAUUCCUCUCUGGUGAUACAGUACUGAAAAUAUAAUAAUAAUGCCUGGAUGGAUUUAUACUGUAUGUACCUGCAGUACGGUUAUGAAGAUGAUACAAUACAUGUUUGGACUAUUGAGUUGAAAGUAUUUUGGUAUUAUGAUGAUGCAUUUGCUUCAUUGAGAGAUUUAGAUGUUUUAGCCAUAGAGAUUCCCUCUACAGCACACACAGUAUAUAUUGUACUGUGUAUUACAGUAAUAACGUCUCAAAAUCUGUUGACCAAAAUACAUGAGAACAUGUAUUGAACAAACAUAUCGAAUCGAACAUCCCACUGACAAAACUUAUGUAAAUACAGUAUUAUGUUCCAAAUGUUAUUUUUUUUGUAGAUAAUUUUUUUUUGUACUUUUCUGUACUUCAGAAAGUUCCGUGGCAAGCAUAACCUGCAAUUUUGUGUGCUUGCUCUGCAUUAUUGUCACGCUCGUGAUAAUGGACGGACCAAGGCGCAGCGUGAUUUGAGUUCCACAUCCUUUUAUUAAGUGAAAACUUCUCAACCAAACAAUAAACAAGCAACGAAACGUGUCUUACGUGGUGCAACAAGCACAAACACAAACAAUAUCCCACAAAUGCAGGUGGGAACAGAGACACCUUAAGUAUGAUCCCCAAUUAGAGACAACGAUAAUGAGCUGCCUCUAAUUGGGAACCAUACUCAAACCCAAACAUAGAAAUAUAUCGACUAGAACACCCCCUAGUCAUGCCCUGACCUAUAACACCAUAGAGAACCAAGGGCUCUCUAUGGUCAGGGCGUGACAAUUAUCCUGGAUAAAAAUAAAAGCAUAGCCAUUUAACGGUUUUCUUUGAAACACUGCUUCCUUACCACCCACAGCUAGAACACUUUGACUGACUGAAUUCUCAGAAAAGCUUUGAACGGAACUCACAACAUUAGGUUCACUCUAAAACACGCUAAUCGCCACCUUCCUUUCACAAGGUGCUAAUCUUUAUGAGAAUACACAGUUUGGUUUGUCAGACAGACAGACUGGUUUGGUGGGAUUGGUGAUUCAUAGGAAGCAGAAUGAUAAUCAGAGGAAGUUCAUCUGAGACACGCUGACAGAGUCAGAGAAGAGGAGAUGGAUCUGAUGAAUGCCAACCUGUCGACCUGUCAGCAUGCGUGUCUUCAUUCGGUUCAAACAGCGGUACAGACUAGAUCAGGAAGGUAAAGAGGAGAGGAUUGUCGUCAUCAGUUGCUGUUCAUCACACAAACACUGCUCUCUGUGUUAGUUGGAACCCUGGAGAAAAUAGAUAGUAUUUUAAUUGGAAGACUUUUGACCAUUUCUACAACAUUAUUUUCUUCCACAAUGCCUUUUUUCCUGGUCAGAUUAGAUGUUCCCAAGCGUUAAACAUUGUAUGAAUCUACUAGAUGUUGGUUGGAGACAGGUAACCAUAAGGAGUUUUUUCUACAGCCCCCACAGUCACGCCGCUGCACAGUAUUUAACUAGACAAGUCAGUUAAGAACAAAUUCUUAUUUACAAUGACAGCCUACCUGGCCAAACCCUCCCCUAACCCGGACGACGCUGGGCCAAUUGUGCGCUGACCUAUGGGACUCCCAAUCAAAGACGGUUGUGAUACAGCCUGGUAUCGAACCAGGGUUUGUAGUGACACCUCUAGCACUGAGAUGCAGUGCCUUAGACCGCUGCGCCACUCUGGAGCCCUUGACCAGGCCCCAUAGGGCAAUGGUGAAAAGUAGUACACUAUAUAGGGAUUAGGGUACCAUUUGGGACACAACCUCUGGUAAUAAGCCCACAGAGAGUGCAGUCUAAAAUACCCAUGGACAGAAACAAAUGGAUAGCUGAUAUCGAGUCUUUGCCUAGUAUCCCUUUAUUCAGUAUAAAAACCCUCACACUCCCAUGUUGGUAUGUUUUAGGGCAGGAUACUAGACAAUAUCAUGGAUUAUCGGACCACGGAGAUUGCAAUCUAAAAUACCUAUGGACAGAAACAGCAUAUUGAGUCUGCCUAAUGAGUAUAAAAACCUAUACUACCUACUCUUCACACCCCUGUGGUAUUUUGUCAUGCAAAGCAGAGUGUCAAUAUGCCUGGGAAUAGAUCCAAUCGGAGGUGUGAAGGCAUUCAUUUUGAUUUCUGGGACAAGCUGUGUAUACCGUAAGUUGAAGAAACGAAGUGCUAACUAUACACUAAUGGGCAUGUUGUCAUAACUGAAGUUUGAGGGGUAUUAAAGGUUUAUUCUUUUGGGGGGGCUUUAGUUUCACUUUUUUUUACAUUAUACAUGGUUGGGAUUGAACUGAACACUACUCAAUGUAACUAUAAUGGAAUGAUGCUUAUUGGUGAUUAACAGUAUAAUGUCAGUGACUGUUUUCAUUAUAUUCAGGUUGUUUUGAUUAACAAGUAUAUCCUGUUCAAUAAAAUUCAAAUCUAUCAGUUA